Molecule: messenger RNA, 458 nt
Organism: Dimorphilus gyrociliatus
Lineage: Eukaryota; Metazoa; Annelida; Polychaeta; Dinophilidae
Source: the annotation of a GenBank genome assembly
AUAGGCAAUAAAAAUACAACAUGUUUUCGAGGAGUUCAUUAUUCAAUGAAAUAAAAUAUCAGUCGCAAAAUUCCAACAGAUAUUUAUCUUCCGGAAAUGAACAAUUAUCGGAUUUAAAGUACGGUAAAGUGUCUGAUGUGACUUUGGAUUCAUUAGCAGAAGCUUUCGAAUUGUUGGACUUUCAAUCUAACGAAUUCCCUGAAUACGACGUAGAAUAUGCAAAUGGAGUGUUGACUGUAAAGUUUGGACAUGCCCACGGCACUUACGUUAUAAAUAAACAAUCACCAAACAAGCAAAUUUGGUUAUCAUCGCCACUCAGUGGUCCUAAGAGAUACGAUUUUCUAGACAAUAGAUGGAUUUAUAAGCAUGAUAGCAGCUGUCUACACGAUCUUCUAAGUAAAGAAAUAUCUGAAAUUUUGAAAAGGCCAGUUUCAUUCGGCGAUUGUGAUUAUACUUGA